Aphanomyces astaci is the source of this 517-nucleotide messenger RNA. RefSeq lists its product as hypothetical. Lineage: Eukaryota; Oomycota; Saprolegniomycetes; Saprolegniales; Verrucalvaceae. Bases 53 to 487 code for a protein of 144 amino acids. The transcript is spliced from 2 exons. The record is from RefSeq and is a predicted model, not a curated record.
ACCGUCGGUGCACCGCGUACUUCCAACAAAGUGUACUGGAACCACGACAGGCAUGAGCAGCAGCGACCCGACCACCACUACGACCGAGCAGCCCACGGUGCAAAAGCGGCAGGUGAGUAAGGUCAUCUUCGACCAGGCUCAAGGACGCAGUGCCACCGAAGAGUUUGACAAAGAGUUCCAGAAGUACAACACCAAACACAACGCCGUGUCGGCCACGGCGCUCACGCUGGCUCGGUCAGAACUGUCCAAGGCCAACGCGUUGCUAUGGCAAGACGACAAGCUCACGAAAUUGGGCCAGCCGGGGUCGUUGACUGCGACUGAGCGAGAACACUACGAAGCACGCGUCAAGCAACUCGAGGCAGCCAUCGACACGUACCACCAGUCCAUCUCAACGUCCAACUACACGCGGGCGGUGCUGUCCUUUGCCGGGCUCGUGGUGUUUGUGCUGCUUCUCAUCUUGCUCAAUCAAAAAGUGCCCAUGUUUUAACCCCGUCAAUGAAUGCACUUUGAACCACAA